This is a messenger RNA of Chenopodium quinoa (quinoa), 1063 nucleotides long. RefSeq lists its product as uncharacterized. The transcript has 4 exons. NCBI's taxonomy places the organism in Eukaryota, Viridiplantae, Streptophyta, Magnoliopsida, Caryophyllales, Amaranthaceae. The coding region runs from base 181 to 747 and encodes 188 amino acids. Gene Ontology annotation, cellular component: Golgi apparatus. The record is from RefSeq and is a predicted model, not a curated record.
ACCCAAAAGAAGCUGUGAAAUUGUCAGUUAUCUUACAUUUCCUUCUUCUUCCUCCCUCUUCUCCAUACUUAUUACAGUACCAACAACAACAACAAUUACUUUCUCUCUCACCCAUUUUCUCUCUCUAGAAAACCCACCAUUUUCUCUCUCUAAAAAACCCUUUCAUUUUCUCUCUCCAAAAUGCCACCAAAGAAGCGUAGAAGUCAAGUUGACGACCUCGCCGGAGAAGUGAAACCGACCGUCGAAGUUCCGUCGCAAAGAAGGGUGACUCGGAGUUUGACUCGUGCUGACGCGGUCCCACCACCACCACCAUCUCAGGUGGCUUCCAAGAGGAAAGGGAAGAAGGCCAAAACGACGGCUGAAGCGCCCAAAACGACGGCUGAAGAGGAGAAGAAGGAUGAGACUGAGGAUACUGAGGAAGAAGAACCUGUUGUUGAUGAUGGUGAUGCUGGUGCUUCUGGGUCUGGUUCUGCUGCUACUACUAUCGUCAUUGAGCAUUGUAAGCAAUGCGGAUCAUUCAAAACCAGGGCUAAAGAAGCGCAAACAGGCUUAAACGAGGGUUUACCUGGUACCAGAAUCGUGGUUAACCCUAAGAAGCCAAGGAAAGGUUGUUUUGAGAUUCGGGCGGAGGGUGAGAAAGAACAGACAUUCGUCAGUCUUCUGGAUAUGAAGAGGCCAUUUCAACCAAUGAAGGAUCUAGACAUGCAGGAAGUCAUCGCAGACAUCAUCGAGAAGAUUCAGGGUUGAAGGUUGGUGUGAACCUGUGCUAAGCUGAGAGAGCUUCAUUCUUCUGUGGUAUUUGAGAACAUUUGCUAAAAUGUCAGCAGUGAACCAUAUUGCUUAAACUAGAUCAUUCUAGUAGUAUUUCGUAAACCUAGAUAUUACAAUUGAUGUAACAGGGUUAGUACUCCUGGUGAACUUAUAUCUCAUUUCAAAACUGUACACAGGUGCUAGCGUGAUCACUGAUUAGUCACUUUGAUGAGAGCUUAAACUCAACUUAUCUGAUGAUUCUGAUCAUCACAUUUCUGCUAUGGAAAUUAUUGUAGCUAGCUGGUUUUCUCUA